AUGUACGACUGUCUAUAUCCCAUCACAAAUAUCCUCGAACCCCUACACCUCGCCCACCCCUCCCACCGCAUUCUCGACACCAUUGCCUUCUUUUUGCCAGCCAACCCCACGGGUCCCAGCUUUGCCCUGGCGAUGGGCGUUGGGCAGGAUGGAGUGAAGAUAUACGUCGCUAGCGACGAGAAGGAGGACGAGGACACUAUCGCGGUCGAGUGCAGGACGGUUAUAAAGGCCAUCUGGCAGGCCACACGCACCCUCCGCAGCGCACCUUCGACCUCGACACCCGACAUCGACAACAUAGACGCCCAUGCCGAUUUCAUCGCCUACCUCUACGCGCGCCAUCUCCCCAUCCUCCAGCACAACCUCCUCACACACAAGUCCCGCUUCUACCGGGUGCACGAAUUGUCCAAAGGUCGUUGGAAGUUUACGCGCGGAGCAGUGCAUCAUCAGUAUUUGGACGCUGCGCAGACGAUAGUCGAGGAGGUGGAGCGUCUGGUUGAAAAAGUGAGUAAAGUGGAUGUGAAUUUAAAGGAGGUAUAUGUGGACUUUCAUCGACGGAUAAGGGAGGCGUACAAGGCUUUGCCCAGCGACAGCGACAUCAUGCCGGAGCUGUUUGAAGUUCUAGUAAUGGAGACGCAGGAACCCGCUGCCACUCCCUUCAACGUCAUGAAAUGGAUCGACGCACUCCUUGCCCCAUUCAAAAACUUCAUUGACUUGGUCAAAGCCUCGGAAACCCAUCGACAAAUUUUACAACUCCCACAUGAGGUUGUCUAUGUUCCUCUCCCAGCAACCCUCCCGUCCCCUCACCUUACAAUACCCCGCCCAACCGACGACCAAAUCCGCGCCUUCCUCAGAAAAUGUAACAACGACGCUCUCGAUGCCCGACGCAAGAGCCCAUACUACAUCCCCCACCGCUCCCUCUUACCAGUCGAACUUGAGCAGGCGAUCUUACCUAAUAUGUUGGAAGGGGUUCAGGUACUGGUGAGAGAGCGCGAGGGACCGACCCUAACCCACCCGCAGUCCGCCCUCCGCGUCUGUAUGCCCCACCCGGAAUCUACCCUCACACGCCAUCUCCUCUCCCCCGAGCGUGCGGGGGUGUACCCCUACAUCGGCCUGAGCAGGUUAGAGCCUAGCUGCUUUUUGUGCGGUCUUUAUAUGGAGCGCGUGGGGGAUUAUAUGGAGCGCCUGCGUAAAGAGGGGAUGAGGAAGAGGGAGGGAGGUAAUGUCAAGUGGGAGGGUUACCAGGCUGAGCGGAAGGCCCGUGAGCGCGAGAGGUUCCGAACGCGUGGAUACGACGUGACGGAUAUUGUGCCGUUGUUAUCGCUCCCCUUCCCUCUCCCAUCCCCACCCAAAUGUGAGCCGGAGUCCACAUCCCCCAUCUCGUCCUCCAAUACCUCAUCGCUCGUUUCGCUCAAUGACUGCCUUUCCAUCUCCUCCAAAGACCCAUCUCCCACCUCCUCCAACGACCCUCCUCAGAACGACACAUCUCCUUCCUCAUCCUGCGACCUGACCCUCGCAGCACCAACCGAUCCCUGGGGCGUCAAUGCAAUCGACUCCCACGACCUCGACGCCCACGUCUUAUCCUCCACCCUUAAAACACUCCAAGAACUCGUCAGUGACACGUUCCGAACCAUCCUCUUGAACGAGGAAGAGGCGCGCCAGAGCAAGUAUUUGUACCGUAAAGCGCAAGAGGAACGCAAUAGGCAACCGGAGGGGGAGAGGGAUGCGUUUAAAUAUGACUGGGCAUGGGCGAAGGAGAACGAGCCUGAGAUUUAUAAAGCCCUGAAAGCGGCGGGUAUGGCACCGGACUCGGACUCAGACUCGGAGGAGGAAGGGGAAGGGGAGUCUGGAGAGGAACAAGGAUAG
Messenger RNA from Coprinopsis cinerea okayama7#130, 1863 nucleotides. RefSeq lists its product as hypothetical. The transcript has 3 exons. The record is from RefSeq and is a predicted model, not a curated record. Lineage: Eukaryota; Fungi; Basidiomycota; Agaricomycetes; Agaricales; Psathyrellaceae. The coding region runs from base 1 to 1863 and encodes 620 amino acids.